Molecule: messenger RNA, 3221 nt
Organism: Arabidopsis thaliana (thale cress)
Lineage: Eukaryota; Viridiplantae; Streptophyta; Magnoliopsida; Brassicales; Brassicaceae
Product: LIM domain protein
Exons: 2
Coding region: 86-2251 (721 amino acids)
Biological process (GO): mitotic DNA replication checkpoint signaling; DNA replication; response to ionizing radiation
Cellular component (GO): nucleus
Source: RefSeq, marked reviewed
AAAACAUAACCUCGUAGCUCACUCCCUCCUCUCUUCUUCAACCUCAAAACCAAAAUCGAAUCUUCUCUCUCUCUGCUUCAUUUCAAUGGCUGGAGAUUUGUUAUACGCCAAAACGCAGCGUUUUGUGCUUUUGAUAGAUCUUAAUCCGCUUCUGAUCAAACCCAAUUCGGAGCAAUACCUAGCCGUCGUGAUCUCCGCCGCCGAGAAGCUUCUCUUAUUUCCUCCUUUAUCUGCUUCUCUCUUCUCUUUCAAAUUCUUCUUUUCUUCUCUUUCUUCUCUCUUAUCAUCCUCAAAGCUCUCGUCACUCUCAAUUUCAUCUUCUCCGCUUUCAUUUGACCUUCCUAACCCUACACUCGUCUCUCUCAAACGCGCCAUCGACGCGGUUAAAGGAUAUGAACUUCGAUCUAGCUCCACGGUGGCGACGGCGGCAUCGCCUCGUGGGGUUAAUGUCGCGGCGAAUUUGCGACAGAUUGUUUAUGAUUACGCUUGGGAACCGGUGGUUCGAGAUCCGGAGAUAGGUAUGAUUCCUGGAUUUACUGAUGGUGGAUUAGAUGUUGUGAGGUCGAAUUUGGUUGUGAUGUUUUCCCCAAUUUCUAGGGAUUUGGAUUGGGUUUCUGAGUUUCUUGAUGUUAAGAGUGGUGAUGAGUGUUUUAGCGACUUGGAUUUGUUUAAGUCAAAGUUAAGGGAGAUUUUUUAUUGUGUGAAUGAGUUAUUUGAUGAUAGAGAUAUUCAAUUAAGCUGGAUUGAUGUUAAAUCUGGAGAUGAAAGAUGUGAAUUGGGAUUGAAGUCUGGGUUUUUCGAUAGUGGGAUUAGAGAAUUGGGUUGGGGGCAUUGUUCUACUGAUUCAAUUGUUUUUGGUUCUUCAGUUGUUCCCUUUGGAUUAAUAUAUCCAGCAAUUGGUAUUUCCCCAAAGCUAUCUACUAGCCAGAAAUUUACCCUUCAGGCUAGUCUUGAGAUUGCAGAUAUUAAUGGUAAACCUAUGGAAUGCAAGUGUGGUGGUGAGUUAGAGUUUUCUUCUUCUGAAAUAUUUAGUGGGAAGAGGUGUGAUGAGUUUAUCAACUUAGCUAGUGGGACUGAGCCAGUCAAUCAUGACUCUCUAGUUGAACAGUUUUGUGAUGGGAGUACCAAACUCAGUAUUAAGGCCUUGAGGAUGUGUGAUGAUCUUAUUGAACUAGAGAGGUAUACUUGCGAUACUUUUGUUGUUCAUCAAGUCUCCCAGGACUCUGAUCAAGAUCAGGAGGAGGAGAGUGCGUUUUGGGCUGACCUGGUUUUUCAGAUAUUAGGAAAGGAGACGGGUGAGAGAGUAGCCAAAAGAUCAUCACCCAUUUGGCAGAUCUUAUUAAGUUAUCUCUAUAGGGAAGGUUUCUCAGCAUUGGUAUCUUUUUCAAAUAGCAAUGGUAGUUUGCGGACAGGAAUCCUCAAGCCCUUCACUUUUUCCUCGGCCUUAAUCUGUGUUUUUGACAAUGGAGUGUCUCCUCAAACUGUGGAUCAUGAAGAUAGCAGGAAGAAAGUCAGUUGUAGCGAAUAUAAAAGAAAACCAAGGAAAAAUUCUCUUAAUGACAUUAGCUGGGAGGAGUUCUGCAGAUCAGUGAAAGAUUAUGGUCAAAUAGAUCUAGAAGAUGUUUAUUUCUUCAAGUAUAGCAAGUCGAAGAAACUUAAGUUUCUGAAAUGCUGGAUGAAACAGAUUAGUAAACCCAGAGGUUGCAGCUUAUCCGUGGCUAGUAAUUGCAAUGCAUUGGAGGAUGUGGACGCAAAUCCAAUUGAGGAAAAGAACAACUCCUCUGAAGAGACAGAUAAAGCUAGUUCUCCUUUACCUCUAGCUGAAGAGGACAUUGCUUUGAGUGGAAAUCGUAUAUCCGGAAAGCAGGAAAGUAAUACGUAUGUUCAUGCAUCAGAAUCAUCAGAGAAUUUCUUCGUUAGUCUUCCUAGUAAAAUCAAGCAAGGGAUAGAGUCUGAAGAAAUAGACUUGUCAGCUCUUGCCGAGCGGCUUGUCAAGUCUUGUGUCUUCUACUCCUCUCAAAGAGCUGAGAAGGACUAUAGCUGUGAGAGUGGAACCCUCUUGUUGGUCAUUGACGAGCUAACCAAGAUGUUACUGAAAGAUCCGAAAGAUUUAGUUGCCAAGUUCAAAAAGAAAGAUUCAUCAUCAGUGGCUAGUGAGCGGAAUUGUGAUGAAGCUGGACCCAGUAGGAUCGUUAGAGAGUAUCCUUUUACUUUCUGUUUGGUUACAGUAGCCAACUUAUUCAUUUACUGAUGCUUUCUUUUCAUUUAUCUAAGCUGAAUUGUUUGGCAUUGUUGUUCUGUUUUCUUUAAUAAGCUAUAAGAUACGAGCUGCAGAUUCUUUUCAGGAUGGAGAUUCUAAGAUGUAAGAAAGGUUUGGGAAAUGAAGAAUCUGUGACACAGAAGUUUGCAAAACAGAUUUGCAUGUUCCUUGAGGGCAUUCAGUGCAAGUUAGAUGGCGGAUUCUUUGGUGAAUGGAGCCUUGAUAAGUAUGUAGACAAAACUAUAAAAGCCAGGUAUCAGCAUAUUCUGGGAGGAGCUGUCAAUAUAAUAUAUACAGAGAUGGAUCUGCUCAUGUUCACUGAUGAGGAUCUUGAAGAUAGUUUCAUGAACAAUGAAGACAGUAGUCAAUCAGGGAGAGAAAAUAUCCAUAGCAAUUUCAAAAAUCAUCAUCAUAGUCAAAGUAAUGAAGAUGUUCCUGGUACGAGUAAGCAGAAAAACACUGAGGAAAGCAGAGAAGCUAAGAAAGAGGUUGAAGCACAAGGAAUGAGGGAGAGGGCAAGAAGAUUCUCGAGUUUCACAAGUUGGAUGCCUGAUCUUUGUAGAGUCUGGGCACCAAAACAAACGAAGAACUCUAAAGGCAAGGCCGACCAGCAACAGAGAACGGCCAAAAGAAAGAAGGAGCAAAGAUCAGUGGAAUAUGAUAGAGUAUGUGAGACACCAAUGACAACAAUAGAGACCAAACGAAUACGAACUGGUAACAAAGAUGACUACGAAUGUGAGACUUUGCCUCGUAGUUCAGUACCAAAGGCUUUGUUUCAGGAUGAUUGUUCUUAGGUACACUUACAAGUGAAUGAAGCCUAAAAAUGGGAAAAGAAAAUGUAUCAUUAGAGUUUGAGUGGGAUGUUCUUUGUUAGAGUUAGUAAUUCAAACCCUAUACGUAGAUGGAAUCUCAUUGUACUUUUUUACAAAAUCAGAUAUUAAUACAAGAAUGAGUGAAUCAA